AUGCUGAAAGAACUCUCCGCGAUACCCCUCCGACCUCAUCCCGAACUCACCGUUUUACCUUCACAGCCGUCACCUCCAGUGAUACGUGCUUGGAAGGGUGACUCCCCACAGAUUAGUUCCCCACUCUCACCAUACAACUUCGACCCGCCGACGCCGGGCUCGCGCUCACCUUACUCGGCACGCCGUGCUCCUGAUACUCCUCACCAGCCAAAAACUCCCAAGACUCCUAAAACACCCCAUGCUACGCCUUCACGUCGCUUGAUGUCGAAGAAGAGCUUCGGGACGCUCGCUCGACGUCUAUCCUUUCUUACCUCGCGCCAUGCUCCCCCCUCUCCAGAUACACCACCGCCGAUGCCGCCACCCUAUACAGGCCCGCCGCUAUUCUCGCUUCCCGUCGAGUCACCGAAACCUCCGGAGUCCCUUGUGCUGGGCUCGUACCCACAGUUCUCUCCCUCCUCCUUUUUUCGCGGCAUCGACGCCCUCAAGCAUGACGACGACGCUAUCUCUAUCGAUCAUUGCCCAGCAAUCAACGUUGUCACCGAUGCGAAGGGUCUAGGGCUCGUAGCCCUAGACGGCACACCCACCCGCACUGGUCCCUCCGCCAUCAAUCUCCCUAGCCCACCUCCGAGAGCUGGCUUGCCUCCAAAUCCUCUCCCCUUGUUCUCUCGAAUCAGCCUAUUCGACGCUGAGAUCGUGGAUAUACCGCCGGAGGGUCCUCUGAGCGUGAGCUUAUCUUCAGACGAUCGGCAGUCCAUCGACCUUGGGCCUAUGCUGUUUGGUGCGCCGUCGUCGACGAAGCAUCGUGCUUCAGCACCCGCGCUCUCUUCAACGACAGAGAUACACGCCCGAAGGACAAAUUCAUCCGACGAUGGCACACUCCUUCCCGGAUCUCUCAAGUCCUUAUUCACCAUCCCGACGAUACCCUCCUUCCCUCUGGACGAAUUGGCGAAGCAUAACUCAAACGAAACGCUCCGUGGGUCGCCCUUGCCAGCUCUCCGCGAGAUCGAAUACUCGUUUCAGGCGCAGCGCACUUCCUACUCAGCGCCUUCUUCCCAGCAUGCAUCUCCGCAUGUAUGUGUGGGUUCUCCGCCCGCCAGCUCGAUACCGCAGAGAUCGUUAGCAUCGCUCUCACCUCCAUCUAUGCCUGUCUCCUCGGCGUCUCAGCAUUCGUCAAGGACAUUAUCUCCACAGUCCGGUCGCGACCCCUUGGAAGAGCUGAUAGCCGUCGCCGCCGAGUUAAAGUCCAUGGUCCGACCACCAAGUCUAAGCGGGCGCGCCGCACUACAUCCGCCAUCCCCCGCCUUCACCACCGUCACCGCCCUGUCUUCUCCGACAAUCCCUACGUAUCAAGAUGCCAAGGCGUUGGCGGCUGAGUUUGAAGCCGCUGGCGGACGAGUCCUGGAGAUACGCGUGCAUAGCGAGGAUAUCCCAGCUAUCGUCGUUGUACGACCGGAGAGCAUGUACUCCCUUCAUGCACAAGCAUUCUAUCCUGGUGGCGCAGAGCCUGUACCGGGAGCAGAACCCGAGGAGUAUCUACUCGCGCCACCACUUGCGGAUGAACGCGGGCGCGUGGACUGGUAUGUGCGCGAGCAAGAAGAUCUGCCGGCGUACGAGUAUACCGAGCCUCUUGCGAUUCCAAAUCGCUCUCCCGGCAUGAAGUCACGACCGCUUGGGGAGCCGACCUCUACAGACGAGUAUGAUGCUCAUCUUGUUCAUCCGGUACAACGAACUAGCGGGUCCCUCGGACGCAAGCGCGCCGCUGGCCAGGGAAUGACAUCACCUCCGACUGUACACCGGCAACGCAUAACGGCGAGACCGCUACAACGCCCUCAUACAUCGUCUCGAAGCGUCCUCAACACUCCCCCGCUGUCUUUUCCUACUUCUGUCGUUGAGCAUCCAGACCCAGCGCUGAACCCGGCUGCCAUAACGCCACGGAAGGGUUCUCUUCUCAAGCGUGCUCUUCGUCUGGCACCAGGCGGCUCCAGCACGGACGGUAGUGCGGUACCUUCUCGUAAACGAACGCAAACGGGCCCUCGCGAAGCUAUACGGCCUAUCAGGGCAUUAUCAGAGAGCGUGCGCUCGCGCGGAGGGAGGAUGUUCGACCGUGGAGCUGGGAGAACGCCAGCAGCGUCGCUCGUCCCCUCCAAAGACACCAUCGGCUCGCCGCGACCUUUGUCUCCCGUAACGCAGUGGGGCUGGGCAGAACAGGGUGUGCUGGUCGGUGUUCUAUGA
Peniophora sp. CBMAI 1063 is the source of this 2232-nucleotide messenger RNA. The record is from the annotation of a GenBank genome assembly. Lineage: Eukaryota; Fungi; Basidiomycota; Agaricomycetes; Russulales; Peniophoraceae.